Molecule: messenger RNA, 1608 nt
Organism: Leptosia nina
Lineage: Eukaryota; Metazoa; Arthropoda; Insecta; Lepidoptera; Pieridae
Source: the annotation of a GenBank genome assembly
AUGAGCAUUAAAGUACCGACACUUGGUUUUGUGAAUUGUUGCAAAUGCUGUUUGGAUGAUGAAAAUCUACUUUAUAUGUGGGAAGAAUCCUACAGUGAUGGACAGAUUGAAAUCUACGGUGACAUGUUAUUGGAAUGCUUCUCAUUGCCUUGGCUGAAAAAAAACGACAGUGAUCUCAUUUGUAGCUCUUGUGUUGACAAAUUACGGAAUUCUCUCAACUUUAAGAGAGAGAUAGUAGCAUCUGAAGAAAUUUUGAAGGAAGGUCUCGUUCUGCAAACUGAUAUUACAUCUGAAGAGAAAAUUGAAGCUGUUGAUGACAAUUCUGCAGAGAGUUGUAAUGUUAUAGUACCUGAUGAAGAUGCACUCGUUACUGAAAAAGCUGCAGAAGUAACUAACAAUGAAUUACUAGUAGAGAUGCCAGUAGAGACAUCAAAACGAAAGUGGCCUAAGAAACGAAAAGGUGCAGAUCGUUUAAAAGUGUACAAGAAGUACACCCAGUGGGAUUUAAGGAAAGCAAUUAAAGAUAUAGAGGAAAAUCAAUUGUCACUCUCAUAUGCGUCGGAAAAAUACAAUAUUCCAAGAUCUACUAUGAAAACUUAUAUAAAGAAGCUAAAUGAAGACCCAGAUGCGUUAUUAAAUGAUUUCAAUGAAGAAUCUAGUAAGGGAAAACAGUUUAGAUUUAUUGAAGAGAUUAAAACUCUUCUACAAUUCUCAAACAUCAUGCCGUUUAAGUCGAAAACAGCCAAAUAUUACUGUGCCUACUGUUCAACUGACGGUCCAGUGUUUCAAGACGCGGAUGAAUUAAGACUUCACACAAAAACCCAUGAAGCGGAAAGAUUAAGUAACGUUGAUCAUUUCAUGAGACCAUAUUGGCUGAAUGAGAUACUGAAAGUUGAUGUUAUGAAUUUAUCAUGUGUCGUAUGUAAUAUUAAACUUGAGGAUUGGAAUGCCAUGUUCCAACACUUUGAUCGAGUCCAUGAAAUAGAAUUCAACGACGCCUACACAAAAAUAAUACCAUACAAUCUGAAUCAUCCAAUUCACUGUGUUCUUUGCUCUGAGCAUUUCACUAACUUCCAUCAGCUUGAUGGACAUAUGAAUAGACAUUAUGACAAUUACAUCUGCCCAGAAUGUGGUGAUUCCUUUGUAGCGAACAGCCGUUUGGACAGACACAUACAGCUUCAUAAACGAGGACAAUUUCCCUGCGAGCUAUGUGGAAAAGUGUUCCCAGUGGAAAAGUAUAGAGUUAAACAUUACAAUUUAGUUCACAAAUCCACUUUUAAGUGUAGAUUAUGUAAGGAGGCGUUCACUUCGGACUUACUUAGACAUUUGCAUAUGGUUCAGAGUCAUAAUAGCCAUGUCAAGACAUUAACUUGUGAGUUUUGUGGUCAAGUGUUUACGUAUAAACCAUAUUUUCUUCGGCAUGUGGAGCGAAUGCACAAUUUGAAGAAGAGGCAAAAAUGCACAGUGUGCCUUAAAACAUUCAGAUACUCGCACGAGUUAAAGAAUCAUUUUAAAUUACACUUGCAAGACGGUAAGCAUAACUGUCCUGAAUGUGGUCUCGGCUUUAAUACUUUCCUCGCUUUGAAGAGACAUGCUCAGAGACAUUAA